Messenger RNA from Mollisia scopiformis, 1221 nucleotides. Its product is annotated as S-adenosyl-L-methionine-dependent methyltransferase. The record is from RefSeq and is a predicted model, not a curated record. The coding region runs from base 1 to 1203 and encodes 400 amino acids. Lineage: Eukaryota; Fungi; Ascomycota; Leotiomycetes; Helotiales; Mollisiaceae. Gene Ontology annotation, molecular function: methyltransferase activity. The transcript is spliced from 5 exons.
AUGAGAAAUCCAUCUGCGGCUGCCCACUUUAAGGAUCCGGUAUUACUUAUCUCGGCCGUUGCAUUGAAGUACACUCUCACAUCAAAGACUCUAAGAUCACCGACCGUUCCACGACGGGACGUCGAGCAAAAGAUGGUCGGGUCACCAAGCGAGAACAAGUCGCCCAAGUCACCACGGCCACCAGAAGAUGGGCUCGAACCCGAUGCCGAAGAUGCUGAAGCGGCCGCACAUCAAGCUGAGAACACGAUCGAGGCUGGUGAAGAACCUGAUGACGGAUAUGAGAGCGAUUCGGCAAGUAGGGCUUCGACAUCCCUAUCUUCGAGUGUGAGAGACUAUGCUUUUGAGAAUGGGAGGAGGUAUCAUAAAUUUAGAGAAGGACAUUACCAGUUUCCCAACGAUGAACCCGAACAAGCCCGAGAAGAUAUGAAGCACGCGAUGGUGGUAAAUCUUUGUGGAGGAACAUUACAUUAUUCCCCCAUAAAGAACCCGCAAAGAAUACUGGACAUGGGAACAGGAACAGGAAUCUGGGCGAUUGACAUGGGCGAUGAAUACCCAGGUGCUGAAAUUCUUGGCAUAGAUUUAAGUCCUAUUCAGCCAUCAUGGGUACCACCAAACGUUAAAUUCAUGGUGGAUGAUUUCGAGAGUCCAUGGUUACAUGGAGAUAAUUAUUUUGACUAUGUUCAUGGCCGACAUCUUUCUGUCGCUGUGAAAAAUAUGCCUAAAGUAUUGACUGAAGCAUAUCGAUCAAUGAAACCAGGUGGAUGGAUCGAACUCCAGGAUCUUCUCCACAGAGCACAUUGCGAUGAUGGAACGAUGUCAGACGACUAUCUGGUCCAAAAGUGGCUAGGAUUUGUAGCAGCAGGCCUUGCAGCCCUAGGGCCAGACUUACUUGCCGCGGAAAAGAAUGCGCAGUAUCUCCGAGAUGCUGGCUUCGUGAACGUUGAAGAAAGGAUAUUUAAAAUACCGAUUGGAUUAUGGCCGAAAAACAAAAAGCUGAAAAUGGUGGGGCUGUACGGGAGAAUGAUGAUAUAUGAUGGAUUGGAAGGAAAUAGUCUUGGGCCAUUUACAAGAGGACUGGGAUGGACUCCGGAACAGGUUCAGGUAUUUCUGGUUGAUGUGAGGAAAGCACUGUUGGAUAAUUCCGUUCAUGCAUACUUGCCAUUUCAUUGUAUAUAUGGCCAGAAACCACCUAGCAUAGACUAGAAGGAAAUUGUGUCGAAU